AUGGACCGUGUCGAGAGGGGAGUCAAGCUGGUGAUUGAUGAAGGUUUAGUGCUGGCAAGGAAGGGGACGGCGCUGGCUCUCACAAUAGCCGUGACCCCAUGCGCGGAACAGGAGCCUUCACCCGUCACUCGAGGGCUGGAGAUGAAUAUGGAGGCUGAUCCUGAUCACGUAACUGAACUGGAAAGCGACGUGGGAUAUAACCAGGCCAUGCUGCAUUUCCAUCGGGGGAUGCAGUUUUUGUGUGCGGUGCGAAGACCGAGGGCUCGGACAAAGUCAAGACCGAGUCUUAGGUCUGAGAAGGCCAACGUCGGGCUACCUACUGCCGAGGCCAGGUGGCCAAGGAAGCCGGCUCAAGACCUAAAUUGCACCAAGCUAUGGCGAUCAACAGAAGCAGUCGAAGCCAAGCCGCCUUCCGACUCUCAAGACCCACAAGGCCCACAAUGGCGUUUCUGA
Molecule: messenger RNA, 453 nt
Organism: Pyricularia oryzae 70-15
Lineage: Eukaryota; Fungi; Ascomycota; Sordariomycetes; Magnaporthales; Pyriculariaceae
Exons: 3
Coding region: 1-453 (150 amino acids)
Source: RefSeq, a predicted model, not a curated record